Patiria miniata (bat star) is the source of this 1875-nucleotide messenger RNA. RefSeq lists its product as uncharacterized. Bases 1 to 1875 code for a protein of 624 amino acids. The transcript is spliced from 2 exons. The record is from RefSeq and is a predicted model, not a curated record. NCBI's taxonomy places the organism in Eukaryota, Metazoa, Echinodermata, Asteroidea, Valvatida, Asterinidae.
AUGAGGAUUUACCGCCAAAGAUGCAGGGAUAAAAAGAAGACGGGGCUAAACACGCAAGAAGCACAGAUAAACGAAAGCAAGCAGCAGGAGCAUUGGAGAAACGCAAAACGCAUUCAGCGAGCUCUGUGGCCAGAAGAAAAACGAAGCAAGGUUAAUGAGCAGCGAAGAAAUAUAAGAAGACAGGAAAGGGAAGAGUUACUGCAGUACAGAAGGAAUAUGCUACAGGAUAGGAUGCAAAAGGCUGCAAAUGAAAAGCUGCAAAAAGAAAAAGAAAAACAGGAAAAAGCAGCAGAAAACGAACUAAAAGAACAAGAAAAACACAUGGAUGAAGAUGAUGAGGCAGAAUACCUUGCUUCCGAAUCAACACGAAGGUCACGAACAGCAAGACGGCAAUCUGCUCACAGGGCAAGAAAGGCUGUAUCCAAGUCACCGUCGCAGUUUGCAGCAACUGUUUAUGACUUAUUGAAAGGUGCAUCACCACGAAAGCAGCAAGCUCUGAAGCAAAUGGGUGUUACCUUCACACCCAGUAACAUUGACAGCAUAGUGGUGACAAAUCUCGCGAAAAAGUUGAAGACAGACAACAAAAAACGAUCCAAAGAAAUAAGAGCUUCAAGGCAACUACUGGCAUCAACUUUGGCAGUUUUAAAGAAGUAUAAAAAACAAGAAUAUGCAGUCAGACGGUUCGGGAUCUCUCGGAAAAUGAUGAGGAUGAACAGACCUGAAAACUACCGAAAUGGAAAAGAACUCUGUACAGACACAGUAAAAAUUGUUCACAAGUUCUACCAGGAGAAUUCAGCUGAAGUGGCUGACAAAAAGGCAGUGAGUAAAAAGAAGCUUCUGAAGACACGCAUCCUUCAAAGACCAAUCGCGACGUUGUUCAAUGAAUUCAAGAAGACCUUUCCAGACAUACAGAUUGGCAAGUCAUCAUUCUUUAAACUGAGACCAAAACACAUCAAGUCAUCCACAACAAACAAGCUUCGAGGUUGCUUGUGUGAGUACUGCACCAACUUCAACCUGAAACUUCAAGCAGUUAACAACCUCUGCACUGCUUACAGUAAGCAAGCAUGUCGUAUCCAUGACAUGUUCACCGCCAGUGACAUGACACUGUGCCCAAAACAACCUGGCAAAAGAUUCCAUGAGCUGAAGUGCAUAGACAGGAGAUGCAAUAAGUGUGGUGUGCAGGCUGUAUCGCAACAUCUGCAUCCGCUGUUGGAGGCUGCUGAGGGCAAAGUAGUGAAGUGGAGCAAAUGGCAAAGAAUGAAAGAAACAAUCACAAAAGCAGGUAAAGAAAAGGAAGUUACUAAAGUACUGAAUGUCGCACAAGAGGGAGCAGUUAACGUUCUCAUCAAUGAACUGAUUGAUGAAUUGCAAAGCUUUUCUAUGCACCUCUUUAACUGGGCAUGGCAGCAUGAUCAGUACAACAUGAUUUUCAACAAUCCACCGGAAGGGCAUGUAGUGAUGAUCCUCGACUUUGCUGAAAAUUAUACUUGUAUGCAACAAGAUGAAGUGCAGUCCAGCCAUUGGACACAUGAUCAAGAAACAAUUCAUCCUGUGGUUGCAUCGUAUCAGUGUCCCAAGUGCACAGGAGAAAGUGUUCAUACCAUUCUGCACUCCCUCAUAUUCAUUUCAGAUGAUAGAAAACACGACCACAAUGCUGUGCACCAGUUCUACACAGAAUCUGUUAAGUUUCUGAGCAAAAGCAUCCAAAUUUCGAAGGUUAUACGUUUCUCGGAUGGGUGUGGCUCACAAUACAAGUCAAAGGGCCCAUUCCAAGACGUUGCGAAUUCCGGCUCCGAGCUUGAGCACCACUUUUUUUUUUCAGAUGAGAAGUUCCCAAGAAAGCAGUCAGAGGAACAAGAAAACUUCACUGUGUGA